Molecule: messenger RNA, 724 nt
Organism: Candoia aspera
Lineage: Eukaryota; Metazoa; Chordata; Lepidosauria; Squamata; Candoiidae
Product: tumor necrosis factor receptor superfamily member 1B-like
Exons: 6
Coding region: 35-724 (229 amino acids)
Biological process (GO): apoptotic process; immune response; extrinsic apoptotic signaling pathway
Cellular component (GO): membrane
Molecular function (GO): tumor necrosis factor receptor activity; tumor necrosis factor binding
Source: RefSeq, a predicted model, not a curated record
GCGGCCGCCACUUUCGCUUUCUGCCCGCCUCGGAAUGAGGACGCGCCGUCGCCUCUGCGCCGCCCUGGCGUGCUCGGCGCUGCAGCUGCUCUGCCUGCAGGCACAUGUGCUGCCUUACACCCCGUCUCAGUCUCAGUGCCUCAACCCGGACAGAGAAUACUAUGAAGAAAGCAUCAACAAAUGCUGCAGCUUAUGUCCUCCAGGGUUUCUCCUCCUUCAGGGCUGCAACCACAGUGCCAACACGCAAUGCGCCGAGUGCCAGGAAGGGAUGUACAAGAAGGCCUGGAGCCGAGCAGGGCGGUGUUUCAGUUGUUCACCCCGUUGCAAAGAAGGAUUUGUGGAGGAGAUGAAAUGCACCAGGACUCAAAACAGAGCCUGCUGGUGUCCACCCGACCACUUUUGCAGCUCCUUCGUAUCUGAGAAAUGCUACAAUUGCCAGCCGUACCAGAAAUGCCAAAAGGGGUAUGGAGCUGUCCAAGUGGGCAAGAGAAAAACGGACGUGGUGUGCGCCCCCUGCAGACCGGGCACAUUUUCUGACCAUGAGUCUCACACGGCUGCCUGCACCCCGCACAGGAGUGGAAACGCGGAAAACCAGAGUGGCUACGGAUUACUGGGGACAGGGCCGUGCAGCAGUAAACAGGACAUUCGCACAUGGCUCUCGGCCAUCUCAUCAGACUACCCACUCCACUCCCCUGCCGGCUUCUCCUUAAAGGAGAGAGUUUAA